AACGAAGGAUGCGAUGUGGGAUCGUAUCGAGGAGAAGUUCUUCACGGCGAUAAAGAAGGACGGCUCCUACCGAACCCGGGACCAACUCACUUCCAAAUGGUGCCACAUCAACAAAAAAGUCCGAAAGUUUAUGGGAGUUUACGAGGAAUGCUCCCGGUCCCGGAGGAGCGGCACGAACGACGUCGAUGUUCUCCGGCUUGCCACGACCCGGUAUCAAGACGACGGGAACCAAGGCAAGGUGUCCAUCGAUCUUUGGAAGAUUUUGAGUCGUUCCCCAAGUGGCAACAACUCAACAAUCCCGACGGCGGAUCAUUGCAGAAAAGAUCCACCGGCGCCGCCGAGGUUGAGGUCGACGAGACUAUCGGUUCUACCGAUCAAAUCCCUCCCUUCAACGUUGCGGAUUCCGAUGACAAGGACCCCAUUCCACGGCCGAUCGGAAGAAAGAAGGCAAAAUCCAUUGCCUCUGGUUCGGGAGGGUCCGCCUCUAUUUCCGCUUCUCCCCACGACGAAAUCGGCGGGGCAAUGGUUGAACAACUUCGGGCGUUCAAUCUCCAGGAACAAGAGAGGUUGAAGCUAAAGGAGAAGGAGUUGAAGAUAAAGGAGCAGGAGGCCGAGAUGAAAGUCAUGCAAACCGACCCCGGGACGUUGUCGGAGUUUGGACGAAUUAUCUACGAGCAAAGAAUGAGAGAGAUCAAGGAGAAAUAUAAUUUACCUUAGUUUUUUUAUUAAUAUAAAUAAGUUUUUAGUAAAUUCUACAACUGAUUCUUUUUAAUAAUGGCUUUUCCAUAUC
Cuscuta campestris is the source of this 790-nucleotide messenger RNA. Lineage: Eukaryota; Viridiplantae; Streptophyta; Magnoliopsida; Solanales; Convolvulaceae. The record is from the annotation of a GenBank genome assembly.